AAGAACCUCUUCAACGCUGCGAUCCUCGGCAAGGCGCCCGUGGAGGAUACAAAGCUCCGAGAUGAGCGCGAUGCGACUGAUGGAGUGGAGAGGCUGAUGAAGGAGAACUGGGACCAGGUGACCCAGGGCUCAGAGGAGGAUGUAUGGGUCAUGCACAUAGACUUUGUCGACUUUCGAUACCUCGACACCCACAGAAACAUCACCCGUCUCACCCGAGAACACCAAAAAGCCGGAAAGAAAGGCAUGGACCACUUCAGAUUCGCCCGGGUUGACUAUAUGCGCGAGGCGGAGAUCUGUACGCGGUGGUUGAUCUUCAGCUCGCCGAUACUUGUAUUCGUCUCGGACCAGGGGAAGACACUACGCUUCGCCCCUAAGAACCUGGUCGGAGCGGGCGGGGACUUCGUUUUUGAGAUUAUGGAGUCCGGCGAGUGGACGAGGAUACCGGUUUGGAAGAGUCGCUAUGCGCCAGGAGGGGAUCGCGCCCACAUUGUCGAGUUUUACCUCAAGUCCUCAGAUUUCGUCUACGCUCAAUCCGCAAAGGUGCCGACGCUGGUCUGGAUGGGUAUGUUUGCAGCCAUCACCCAAGGGUUUGUCAAGUGGAUGCAC
Dioszegia hungarica is the source of this 606-nucleotide messenger RNA. RefSeq lists its product as uncharacterized. NCBI's taxonomy places the organism in Eukaryota, Fungi, Basidiomycota, Tremellomycetes, Tremellales, Bulleribasidiaceae. The record is from RefSeq and is a predicted model, not a curated record. The annotation marks the transcript as partial. The transcript is spliced from 4 exons.